This is a messenger RNA of Thalassophryne amazonica, 518 nucleotides long. It is a transcript of the gene lyrm1, whose product is annotated as LYR motif containing 1. Bases 14 to 373 code for a protein of 119 amino acids. Lineage: Eukaryota; Metazoa; Chordata; Actinopteri; Batrachoidiformes; Batrachoididae. Gene Ontology annotation, cellular component: mitochondrion. The transcript is spliced from 4 exons. The record is from RefSeq and is a predicted model, not a curated record.
AUUCUGAGCCCUGAUGACAGCCUCCACACGUCAGACGGUGUUGUCGUUAUAUACGCGGGUGUUUCGUAUUGCCCGAACCUGGCAGGCACAUGUUGCAAGUGAGACAGAGGCUGAGAGAAAGUACAUCCGUGAGGAGGCCCGGGCUCUCUUCAGACAGAACCAGCAGCUGACAGAUCACGAGUCCAUAAAGAAGUGUAUAGAUGAAUGUGAAGCGAGGAUUGGAAUAGGCCUGCAUUACAGGAACCCAUAUCCAAGAGCUACCCAUAUUCCACCACUGGGACUGGCAACCCAGAAGGGCAGGAAGCUGCGAAUGCAACAGCGGCUGAGGAAGCAGGCCAAGCCGAUUUACUUACAGUCACAUGAGGAGACGUGAUGUUCAACAAGCUGGAUCCUUGCCAAGAGUUCAAGUUUCAAAGGACAGGAAACUGGAGUGCAGUCAUGAGCUCAUUUCAUAAGCCAGGGAGUUGUAACCACUCAGUGAUGCAAGAACAUUUGCCAUUCAGUGUAAAUUGCAUAAA